This is a messenger RNA of Paramuricea clavata, 447 nucleotides long. Lineage: Eukaryota; Metazoa; Cnidaria; Anthozoa; Malacalcyonacea; Plexauridae. The record is from the annotation of a GenBank genome assembly.
AUGGAAGAUCUUGGGGUGAUUGAAAAGCUGUCAGAGCCAACCGGUUGGGUUAAUAGUAUGGUAACUGUCAUAAAGCCACACAAGUUGAGAAUAUGUAUUGAUCCACAUGAUCUAAAUCAUGCCAUCCGAAGGGAGCACCAUCUACUGCCAACUGUUGAAGAAAUUGUAUCACAACUCCCAAAUGCCUGGGUAUUUUCUAUCCUUGAUACCAGUUCUGGUUUAUGGCAAAUAGAACUUGAUGACAGCAGUUCCACAUUGUGUACCUUCAACACUAUAUUUGGACGAUACCAGUUCAAGAAACUUCCAUUUGGUAUUUCAUCAGCUCCAGAAGUUUUUCAGAAAGCUAUGACAACAAUGCUCAAGGGACUUGAUGGAGUUGAGUGCAUCACAGAUGAUAUUUUGGUGUGGGGAAUGGGCAUGGUCCAUAUUUGGCAAAGUUCAUUCUGA